Molecule: messenger RNA, 1308 nt
Organism: Lolium rigidum
Lineage: Eukaryota; Viridiplantae; Streptophyta; Magnoliopsida; Poales; Poaceae
Product: DNA damage-repair/toleration protein DRT100-like
Exons: 1
Coding region: 1-1308 (435 amino acids)
Molecular function (GO): protein binding
Source: RefSeq, a predicted model, not a curated record
AUGGCGAAAUGUUGCCUGCUGCUGCUCUUCGUGGCGUUCCUCUUGCCUGCGGCGAGCAGCGAGACGCCGUGCCACCCCGAUGACCUCGACGCGCUGCGGGGCUUCGCCGGGAACCUUACCGGCGGUGGCGUCCACCUCCGCGCCGCGUGGUCCGGCGCCACGUGCUGCCGCUGGGAAGGUGUGGGCUGCGACGCCGCAACCGGCCGCGUCACGGCGUUGUGGCUCCCCGAGCGCGGCCUUGCGGGGCGCAUCCCAGGAGCAUCCCUGGCGGAACUCGCGCAGCUCGAGGAGCUCUUCCUCGACUCCAACUCUUUCGUGGGAGCCCUCCCCGAUGCACUCUUCGGCCUCGCUAGGCUACGGAAGCUCUCCCUCGCAUCCAACAAGCUCGUCGGCGAGCUGAGCCCACGCGUCCGUGAGCUCACGCAACUCACCUCGCUAGACAUCUCCGCCAACCGCUUCUCCGGCAGCCUCCCGGACGCGUUCAGCGGCCUCGCCUCGCUCGAGCAUUUCGCCGCGCAUUCCAACGGUUUCUCCGGGCCGCUGCCGCCUUCCCUCUCAUCACUGCCAUCUCUCCGCGAGCUCAACCUCCGGAACAACCACAUGUCCGGUCCCGUUUCUCGUGUCGUCUUCUCCGGCAUGCCACUCCUAGCUUCCCUCGACCUCUCCACAAACCACCUUGAUGGGCCGCUCCCCACCAGCCUCGGCGGCUGCGGCGAGCUCCAGUCGCUCAACCUCGCCAACAACAGGCUGCAGGUCGGCACCAUCCCGUCGUGGAUUGGCGAGCUUGACCACCUUUCCUUCCUAGAUCUCUCCGGUAACUCGUUGGUUGGCGAGGUACCCGAGAGUCUGCAGAUACGACUCGAGGGCCUCGCCACCGCCGCUCGCUCAUUUGCUACGCCUUUCACUGACAUGCCAUUAUUGUAUGUGGAGGAGCGUAACCGCAGAACCCUCGACGAAGAACCAAACACGAUAACCGGCACCAACAACACCGUCGUGUCAGGAAACACCAACGUUCUCUCCGGGAACGACAACGUUGUCAUGUGCGGGAGCAACAACACCGUGUCCGGAAGCAACAACACCAUCGUGAGAGGGUGCGACAAUGUUGUGGCCGGGAGCAACCAAAUUGUACGUGGGAGCAACCAUGUCGUCUCCGAGAACAACAAUGUUGUCUCUGGGCACGACAAUAAUGUUUCCGGGAGCUUUUGUACCGUAUCUGGGAACCACAAUACGGUAUCUGGGAGCAACAAUACCGUGUCUGGGAGCUACCAUACCGUAUCGGGGAGCAACAAGGUCGUGACAGGAGGUUAA